This is a messenger RNA of Paramuricea clavata, 5227 nucleotides long. The record is from the annotation of a GenBank genome assembly. Lineage: Eukaryota; Metazoa; Cnidaria; Anthozoa; Malacalcyonacea; Plexauridae.
AUGAUGACAAUAAUCAAGAUCAGCAGAGACCACACACACACAAAUGAUGAGGAAGUUGAUGAUGAACAAGAUAAUGGUGACCUAGGUAAUGGUGAUCUAGCUAAUGGUGAUCUUGCUGUUGAUGUUUGGAGCCGGGCAAUAGCUCAGCUGCAAUAUUUAAUGUUAAUUUAAAAAUUUAUAAAGGCUUUGUCUCGAUUGGCACUAGUUAGUGCAUCUUCCAGCUUUAUAAAUAUAUCAUUUUAUACAUGCAUGGCCAUCAAUCACAACUUGCUAUCUACACUAGUUAAAUAGCUCUCAAAUCAGCUCAACAAAAUAUCUCUAACACCAAUUAUAUUAAGUUUAUAUAGAAGCCCUUUGUGACAUACUUUAUUGACUAACAUCCACAACCUUCAUAAAAUAAUUAAUUUUGCCUUCAGUUACAUGAAUAUUUGACAGAAUAAUAGUGGUUUGAAAAUAUGAGAUAUUUGUUGGGAGACAAGCACCAACUAUCAUCAAUAAAACUAUGACUACAGAAGUAUUUGUUGAAAGUUCAGCCUUUUCUUUGGCUAUGGUUGGUGUUUUGUUUCAAAAUAUUCAUUCAACAUCAAAUUUAUUCAUAUUCAACAAAAAUAUUCAUUCAACUUUAACAAAAAUAUUCAUUCAACUUCAACAAUUUUUUUUUAUUCAAGAACUCCAAUGGUGCUGUUUGGUGUCACAGUGUUACUCUGUUUCCACUGAAAAUUUCGAAAUAUUCAUAUUUAGCCCGCCCCGCCUGGCGCAUGCUCUGCAGGUUAACCACAUGCUCUACUAUGGUGUCUUUUUCAAAUGUGAGAAACGAACAGCAACUGUGGAGUAGGCUGGGGCGGUUCUUAGAAAAACCCCGAAAACUGUUAAGAAAUUGAAAAAACCAAAAAACCAGUUUUUUUAUUUGAAUUUGAGACAACUUUAAUUUUGACGAAUUAGAAUGUAACUAUAACUUUAUGUCCUGCCUUCCUUCUGUUAAUAAACUAUGGAUAUCCAAUUAGCGUUGCAUUAACCAAGCUAUGUUUACUGGCAAGCAAUAAAUGGACAAUGUAUUUACGGGUAAAUUUUGGCUAUGAACAAUUCAUAGUCGCUUUAUUGAAAAUGAUCAUAUAAAAAUCAAUAAUAACAUAUUUUAAUCAUCAGAAUAAUACUAGAGUUCAUUUUGAUUUAUAUAUUGAUGUUCAAUUGCCAUUAUAAUAUAAGUGUGAUAUAACAGACGAUUUGAUUGGCUAAUGCGUGUGAUGCAAUAAUGCACUGUGAUCUGUGGCACUGCUUUGCUCUUUCUCUUUUUUUUUCCCUCUUUAUCACUGCUUUUUAGCCAAAAUUAAACACAAAAUUAUAGAGCUUUUAAAAUACAAAAUUUACCAGAAAGCAAGAAGGAAUAAACCAAAGGAACAAAGCAAUUUUCUAUAGUUCUACUUAUAAAAUUAACCGGCUUGGCAUUCGUCGAAUUUGUUGUUGUCUCGACAAGUUUUGGGUAAAAAGCAUACAAAAUAGUUGAGAAAAAACCCUGAAAAAGAUACAGCUGGAAGACCAAAUACAUACAAAAAGGCAACAAAAACUGAAUAUAAGUGAUUUAGAAAGUACCUUCAAUUCUUCUGAUAAUAACUGCUAGAUAUUUUUUCGGCGAAAGACAAAAAUACAAUAAUUUCGAAAAUUAAAACUGAGUAAUAAACACGACGAAACCUACGAUUUACCCAUCUUUCACGGCAAAUCCAGCAGCCCAGAUGCUGAAAAACUUUGGCAAAUUAGUCUGUGUCACUGCUUUUUUAUUUCCACUAUUUUAAACAAUUUUUCCGAAUUUAUAGCAUCAAAAGUUUGUAUAUUGUUUUGGCAAUUUUGCUCCUUCGCUCGCUUAAAAAUUCAAGCGACAGUAAAAGCAUGCGCGUGACGUCACUGAGCAUGUUACGAGAAUUUCAACGUCGAUCUUUUGAGUAAAAUUGUUUACUAUGUAAUAUCUUCUACUUAUAUUAUAAAAGAAAUAGAAAAACUCGUCUCGUGCGUUUAUGGUGUGACAAUGCACUUGGGGAAUGUUGGGAGAAUACUCGAGAAGCGUGUAAAACACUCGGCUACGCCUCGUAUUUUACACGCUUCUCUCGUAUUCUCCCAACAUUCCCCACGUGCAUUAUCACACCAUAAACGCAUGCGACUCGUUCUCUAUUUCUUAAGUAAAGGUGGCAGGACUACACGCCAAAGACUUUGCAAUUCAUUUCCCAGUACGCAAAUGGAGUAAAUCAAUAUAAAAAGUCUCCCCACCCGAGGGAAAUGCAACGCCAAGGACUAUAAUAAUGUAUCCCAAUGGAAAGUCAGUGUAUCAUAUAAAAAUAAUAUUGGAUACACAAUAACAUUUGAUUUAGAAAAGACAGACGCCCCUGCGCACCGUUGAAAUUGAUAUAAAUUGAAAACAUUGUUCAGGAUGACUGUUUCCAACAGUGGUGAAACGACCGCCCAUGCUAGCUGCUUACGUAUAAAGUGUUUGUUGGUGACACAUUCAAUUGUUUGAAGACAGUGGCCCCUGCUCACCGUGCAAUAUUAUUUACAAUUGGAUAGCAUAGUAACAGUUGCCGCUGCUAACUGCCAAGUUAAAUAUAUAUGUAAGCUAUAAUAUGUAUUUGGGUAGAAAUAGUGUUAUCCGCCCCUGCUCAAUAACACCAUAAGCCAUAAUUGUAACCCUCCUCUAGACAUCACCCCACAAUGCUGUUUAAAAGAGGGUGCUAAAAUAAUAAUAAUAUUUAAUAUUUAUAUUGCGCAAAUUAACAUGUUAUAGCAUAUGAUCGAAUGCGCAUAUAAUAAUAUAGGUUAUGUCAUCAUAACCUAUAUAAUAAUAUAGGUUAUGUCAUAGUAAGCGUUUGAACGCGGAUGUACUUGUGAAAUGCAUUCGAUUUCCAACGACCCAGAAUGCAUAUCUGCACAUCGGACACCCCAUGUUCUGCCGCAAAUGAUGCUGCACCAAUUCUGAAACUAUGAGACUUGUAAACGGAAGGAUUGAGAUUUCAAAAUUUUAGACAGUCAUUCAGCUGUUUAGCAAACAUGUUUCUUGACACUGCCGCCCCUGCUGGAGUAAUGAAAAUAGGUCCAGAGGAAUUGCCACAACAUGGUUAAAUAACGACAUAACAGUUUUACUGGGCAGGGGCUAUGACUUGGUUGACGAUGACCAUGGAAAACGGCCGCUGGUUGUAAUUGUGUUUGUAGUCAGCAAAGGUUAAUUUAAAACCAAUUACUUCACCGUCUCUUAAGAGUUUGGUGAGCUGGUUCAAACAAGGAGGAAUAGGAGACUGCUUUGAUGUCGAUGUUAUCUCGCCAAUACGUAGAAAGGCAAAAAAUGCAAGACCACACUUAGCCUGAAAGCGGCAUUGGUCGUAUGAAGUGCCAAUACAGUGUGGGGCAGCCAUUAGUAGUCAGGUUAAAAUUGGGAGAGUGAUAGGUAACCGACUAUCUAAGCGAAAGCCAAGUUUUCCAUAGCCUUUUAACAUUUGUAUAAUAUAAAAUACCUUAGUAGGGUCAACCAAGUGCAAUGUUUGUGUGAAUAACCAAUCGCUGAAACAUAGGUGUUGAUAGUUGCAGGGGCGUAAUCCCGAUCAAACAUGUAAGCUAUGAAAAACGCUAAAGUGUGAGGUGAUGUAGGCAAUAUGUAAGAUGUACCAAAAACAUGAAUAUGGAAUUGGUCGAAAACUCUCCACGCUCACCUAUAUGUAGCGAUGGAGGAUUACCGCAGGCUUGACUGGGUUAGGAGGGAAAUAAUAUCCCCCAAUUUUGUGGCAGCAGAACUGGAGGGAUGUCCGUUGCGCAGGAAUUCAUCGAGGCUGGUGCCUCGCGCUUGAAGGUUUGAACCUGAAAGCGAGACAAGAGAUCGGCCAAACGAUUGUACAUCCCUGGAAUAUGUUUGGCUUUGAAUAAGAUAUUGUGUUGCAGGCAUACAAGGACAAGCUUAUCAACAAAUUGCAUCAAAGUUUUGUCCCUGUAUGAUUGCUUAUUGAUGACGUAAACCAGAGCCUCAUUGUCAGUGAAGAACAAAACACUGCGGUUUGCCAUCCCAUGACCCCACAAGCAUAAACUCAGUACAAUCGGAUAAAACUCUAGAAUUGCAAUGUUCUGAUGCCGCCAGGUAUCGGGCCAUAAACCAUAGCAGUAUUCUGAGCCAAAUAUUACACCGAAACCGAAACCAUCCGCAGCAUGCGUGAAUAAACUUAGUUGCUGAGAAUUGGCCCAUCGUUCGUCAAUAAAAAACGACCGGCCAUUAAAAUUGGCAAGAAACGUGAGCCAAACAUUUAAAUCCUCUUUUGACUCGCAAUUGAGCUUAAUGAAGUGAUGAGAUAAACGGAUGCUGUGGGUGAGGUCAAUUAAGUGACGCAAAAAUGCCCGUCCUGGGAUGAUGACAUAACAGGCGAAAUGUAUGAGGCCAGUUAAAGAUUGCAAAUUCUCUUAAUGCGAUUUUCUUAUGCUGUCGAAAUGCGGUGAUAAAAUCAGUACAUUUGCGUAAUUUAUCUAAAGGUAAACGCGCCUCAAGUUCUAUGGUAUCUAACUAAAUACCUGCAAAAGACAACAUCGUUGAUGGACUGCAUGUCUUUUCAGUGGCCAUAGGUAACCCAAUAAAAGCGCAAAAAUUGAGAAAUCAAUGUAACUAAGUCAAGCAGGAAUCAUAGGACGCAGCUACCACCAAAAAGUCAUCAAGCAAAUGUAGAAUAGCUGGUAUACUAAGCAUAUAUUAUCCAUCAUUGGAUUGCUCAAUAGAGACCCAAAAUCUAUAAAAUUAUCGUCCCAAAUCUUGUUCUUCAAUUUCGUGGAAACUCGAAAAUCAAGAGGUAAGGUUACCGAAUGGUAUGGUUGACCAGGCAAUGAGGGCAUAGCAGAGAAUGUCUCACCUGUAAUGGCUGAAUGGGCAGAAUGUAACGCUUGUUCGACGACAGCAGCACCAGGCAGUUGUGGAACCGUUGAAGUUGCGGCAGGAGUGACCACUGGAGCUUCAAUAACCUCACCGGAUUGCUCUGGUUGCGAGAGUGGUGUUAGGCGUCAAGUUACUUCAGCUGUUACGGUCGACACUAUUUGCCCAAGUAGCACAGGCGAAAUGGCAGAACUUGGUCCCGUUGAUGUUGUGGCAAAAUUGACUGGAGCCAUUGCAGGCAGUGUGGAUGUCGAGGCAGCACUACUGGGGCUGUUGGUGGCGAGCACUGUAGCGGUGGUGGCUGACGAACGACCCCUACAAGUGCGCCGGGAAGACAGUUGA